Argentina anserina (silverweed cinquefoil) is the source of this 966-nucleotide messenger RNA. RefSeq lists its product as uncharacterized. The coding region runs from base 47 to 709 and encodes 220 amino acids. The transcript is spliced from 3 exons. The record is from RefSeq and is a predicted model, not a curated record. NCBI's taxonomy places the organism in Eukaryota, Viridiplantae, Streptophyta, Magnoliopsida, Rosales, Rosaceae.
GAACACAACACAUAAACGAGCAAGAACUCCAUACCUCUUUCACAAAAUGGCAGCGACUCUCUCUCAGAGAUGCUGGGCUGCUCCCGGCAUCAAGCUCAACCCGACAACACAAACCCAGACUCAAAACCCGAAACCCAAAUCACUAUCUCUCCCACUCUCAGCCAACUCCCCCUGCAACCUCUUCUCCUUCACUCCUCCAUUCCCCAAAUCCUCCUCCUAUUCCUCCUUCCGUACCGGCGUCGCCGCCGUCGAGUCCGACCAGCUCAGCUCCUCGGCCGAAAAGAAACCGAGUAAGUACUACUUUGUUGUGGCCAAUGCCAAGUUCAUGCUUGACGAGGAGGAACAUUUCCAGGAACAGCUGUUCGAGCGGCUUCGGUUGUUUAAGGAGAGGAACAAUGAGCAGGACUUUUGGCUUGUGAUCGAGCCCAAAUUCUUGGAUAAGUUUCCUGACAUUACUAGAAGAUUAGGCCGCCCUGCUGUGGCUCUUGUCUCCACUAAUGGACCUUGGAUUACGUUUAUGAAGCUGAGAUUGGACCGAGUAUUAUCAGAAAGUUUUGAAGCUGAGAGUCUAGAAGAAGCAUUAGCCUGCAGUCCAACCAAGAUUGAGUUCAAGAAGCCGGAUAAAUGGGUAGCACCAUACCCCAAGUAUGAAUCUGAGUGGUGGGGUCCCUUCUUGCCCCCAGGAUCGAAAAAGGAGGCCAAAGUGUAAAUCGCUUCUUUCUUUCGCCUUGUUGUUUCAAUUUACAUGGAUUUUGUCGUCUAUAGUAACUAGAGUUGAUGUGGUGCAUGUAGCUAAUGAGUAGUUUUGAGAGGUUAGCACCUCAGGUAAUUAACAUUCUAGAGUUGGCUAUGAAUUCUUGAAGAGAGGUUCAAAAACAAGAGUUGUGAAUGUGUGAAGGUUCAAAACAAUCAAAAGAAAUUUAUGUGUGCAUUUGUUCAUUACUAUGCAAACAUUUGGAAAUAUUA